UGGGAAGGAAAACAGCACCGCUUUCCUUUUUUUCGGGUUAAGCAUGGCCUUUGCUCCCGUGUGGGCUGUUCUUCUCUAGGAUUAAAGAGAUGUGGGAUGGAAUUCGUUUUGUUUUAAACACCCUUAUUCUUGUAAUGAAAGCAGGGAAUGAGAGCAGCAAAGUUGAAAGCAUUUCUUGCCAGCCUCAGAGGAAGAUCCCCUCAAACAACCAGAGCAUGCAGGUGAACUAAACACUUACCAUGCGAUGGCCACCCCUGAAGGCAGUAUUAACCACACCAUCUACUCCUUUGGAAAUGCCAAAAGGAACAUGACGUAUUCCCCCUAUUACCAGCACUCGCCGCCUGUUGCUGCCCUCUACAUUGUAGCCUACCUGUUCAUCUUCGCAUUGUGCAUGGUUGGGAACAGUCUGGUUUUCUUUGUGGUGCUGAAAAACCGCCGGAUGAGGACAGUCACCAACCUCUUUAUUCUUAACCUGGCCCUCAGCGAUUUGCUGGUGGGCAUCUUUUGUGUGCCCACUACACUAGUGGACAAUUUAAUCACAGGCUGGCCCUUUGGCAACAGCAUCUGCAAGAUGAGUGGCCUCGUGCAGGGUAUGUCCGUUGCAUCCUCUGUCUUCACCUUGGUGGCGAUUGCUGUGGACAGGUUUCGCUGCAUCGUAUAUCCGUUCAAAUCCAAGCUCAGCCUUUUCCAGGUGGUCAACACCAUUGUGGUCAUUUGGGUCUUGGCCAUCUCCAUCAUGUGCCCCUCAGCUGUCAUGCUCACAGUUGCCCAGCUGGAGGACAGCUACACUGUGUAUGACAAGAACCAGAGCAUGGCUUACCCUUUGUACUCCUGCUAUGAGGCCUGGCCCAACAGUGAGAUGCGUAAAAUCUACACCACUGUGCUUUUUGCCCACAUCUAUGUUGCUCCGCUGACCCUCAUCACACUCAUGUAUGGCAGGAUUGGGUUUAAGCUAUACAGGUCCUCAGUCCCGGUGAGUCAGCACCGGGUGGUCACUGAAGAACGGUGCAGUACCAUGAUCUCCAGGAGGAAGGUCAAGGUCAUUAAGAUGCUCAUCCUAGUGGCAUUGCUAUUCAUGCUUUCCUGGCUGCCCCUGUGGACUCUGAUGCUGCUCACAGACUAUGCCAAGAUGGAUGAGCAGCACAUCAAUCUUUUGUCCUGCUAUGUGUUCCCCUUUGCACAUUGGCUAGCCUUUUCCAACAGUAGUGUCAACCCCAUCAUCUAUGGCUACUUCAAUGAGAACUUCAAAAGGGGAUUCCAAGCUGCCUUCAAACUCCAAACCUGCUCUGAGGAGAUGGUUUGUCAGGAGAUAUAUUCUAAGAGGGCAGCCGUGAGCACCAUUAGCUUUGGUGCCCGGAAUAAAAUCUUUACCAACGGGGAUUCCUCAGACUUGAUCUGCUUGAAGAAUUUGGACUCAAAAUCUCCUUGUGCACUGCAGACGGGACAUGGCCAGAGACAAGGACUUCAACGAGAGGAAGAUGGGGACAUUACACCCUUGGACAAAGUUUGUAAUGCUUGGGAUGCCUGAGAGAGAUGAAUGUCACCUUUUUGCUGGGAUGUUGGCUCACCUGCAUCCUCAGAUGAUUUGCAUGAAUUAGGGUGGCCACUCAUAACUUGUGUAGGUCACUCCUAUUGUGGGAACUCUGUCCAUAAUAAAAAGAAAAGGCAUUCGGAAAGUCUGUCCGUUUUGUGCAACUUGCAAAAUACAGUAAGCCUGAAUCAGUCCUCAAACACACAUUUCAGAAAAAAGCAAGUACAGAUGUUAUUUUAAAAUGAACUGAAGGCUAAUUGUUUUUGCAAAAAGUUAAUGUAUCAUGUUGUUGCUCAGUAUGUCAUACUCACUCUAAAGAUGGGAAUUGCAAUAGAAUAUGUAAGAUAAGGGGUUAUAAUGAUGACAUUAUGGCGAGAAACUAUUGUAUAUUUUGAAGAGUUUGUUUAUGGAUU
Messenger RNA from Hemicordylus capensis (graceful crag lizard), 1944 nucleotides. Its product is annotated as neuropeptide FF receptor 1-like. Gene Ontology annotation, molecular function: neuropeptide receptor activity; peptide binding; opioid receptor binding. Lineage: Eukaryota; Metazoa; Chordata; Lepidosauria; Squamata; Cordylidae. The record is from RefSeq and is a predicted model, not a curated record. Gene Ontology annotation, biological process: regulation of cAMP-dependent protein kinase activity; regulation of adenylate cyclase activity; regulation of MAPK cascade. The transcript is spliced from 4 exons. Bases 245 to 1528 code for a protein of 427 amino acids. Gene Ontology annotation, cellular component: membrane.